Messenger RNA from Esox lucius (northern pike), 2744 nucleotides. It is a transcript of the gene fam110c, whose product is annotated as family with sequence similarity 110 member C. The record is from RefSeq and is a predicted model, not a curated record. Bases 227 to 1279 code for a protein of 350 amino acids. Lineage: Eukaryota; Metazoa; Chordata; Actinopteri; Esociformes; Esocidae. The transcript has a single exon.
GUGGGGUUGUGUGGGAUGUGUUUGAGCGGUAAGGUGAACACUCCUGCUUUAGUACGUGUUUGGACAAGGCAUGAGCUAGUUUAGCCGUGGAACAGUUCCUUUUUUACUCAGAGAUUCUGGACAUUUUGGGUGUAAAAGGUGUGUAAAAGGAUUGGUGAUGCAGGGCCCUUUUAUAUUCUGACUACAUUUUUAUAAAGCAGUGUUUUGAAAUCAAAUAAACAACAAAAUGACUAACAAAGCAGAUGCUACAAGAAUUUUUGAGAAAGGGCCAGAAUACCUUCGGAAACAGAUGGAAGCCAAGAACGAUAUGGGGGGACGCAUGACCGCAGUGGAGAUGCUUGCUGCAAGUAAAAAACAGUAUGUCAAGAGUCAACAGGUGGUAAACUCUGUGCAGGAGCCAGUCAGUAGCUUUGGAUCUGCCUCCGUUAGUAGCAACGGAUCUUCUAACCGGAGCUCCAAUUGGAGUGGCAGGAACAGUGGAAAUAAUUUGCCUGCGGGCACAAGCGUUGUGCUAAGAGGGCCCCUCUCCCUGGAGGACAAAAAUACAGCCCGUCGGACAAGCUCCAAAAGACGGGACUCCCUUUUACUGUACAGACAGAAAUGUGAUCUUGUAAAAGUGGGGACAAGUGACAGAAACAAAAUGAAGUUGGGGCACAGGUUGCUGCUCAAUCCUGUGGAUAAGGUGAGUUUACUGACUGAGGACGAGGAAAAUAACUCUAAAUGUAUGACACGCGAAAGACCUGCCAAGGGGUAUAUAUCGAAGGCCGGUUGUUCACAGCCCCAACAGCCAGAAACACAACUUCUGUCCACAGAUGAAGAAAGAAUGGAUAUAGGAAACCAGGCAUCAAAACAGUCUCCAGGUGUGAUGCGGAGACCCGAUCACAAAAGAGUUGCUGAAGUUCAGACGAGGGCUCGCAAAGGGGUAGGUCGUUCACACUCGGACAUCAGCUCGAGAUAUUCCAAAAACUUUGCUGACUUUGAUGCAUUCUUCAAAUACUGUGGAUUGGAUGGCGAUGUUGUUAAUGCACUGGGCAAAGAGAACUUUUCUUCACGUUCAGAUGAAACUGAAAGUAAAAUCAGUGCCAGUGUCUCAAUGUCAGAUGAUGGGUUCUCACAGCAUAGCAAUGAAGACAGUAACGAUGCUUUAUUAGAGGAGGAGUUGCAUGAAACUAUUCGACAGGGGACUUCUGUCAUUGAGCGCAAUGCCAGAGUUAUCAAGUGGCUGUACAGUUGUAAAAAUGCUAAAGAUUCAGGAAAGACAUUACGAGAUCUAAACUGACUUAGGCUUGUAUGUUUUAGCCAUGAAACAUAACCCAAGGUUUCCUUUCCCCUUCAAUGUCAUGCCUACUGUCUGUCUGAAGUUAUAUUAUAUACUAAUAUAUGUGUAAUAUAGUAUAUUUACUUAAGCCAAUCGGUUGACAUACAUUAACAUGUUAGGCUACCGACUGCCAAGUCUAUCAACAAUUAAAUGAAUGACAUUCCUGGGGUUGGGGAGUGAAAAAAAGGAAACAGCAUAUGCACUAUCACAAUGCUUUCUUGGCUAUUGCAAAAUAGUAAGUUAUAAUUGUCAUGUUUGAAGACUUGUAUUCCGUGUUACUAGAAAUGUCCAAUUAGUCAACCAAUCAAAUCUGAGGUCAAGGUGUAAGUUUAUUUUUAUUUUUUUAUAUUAGCUUUUCUCUAUUAUAGUUGUUAUAGUUAUUCCUGCAGGGCUGGUUGAAAUUGAAUUUUUCUGUAUUCUUAUGUCAAUAAGCAUGUAAUUUCCUCAGGAUUAUAAUCUCAUGUGUAGUUCUAUUGGAAUGCCAAAACAAAUGUCACUAUUUUUACAUUGUUUCUAUGGUAUAAUCAAUACUGGCAGAAAUACCUUAAGUCAUUGACUGAACCUGAGGUAACCUGAACAAUGGUUCCUCAAAGGCUGGCAGCCCAUUUCACAGACUACAGUGAAAGGCAGUUGUCCCCUCAAACCAUCUUCACUCUCUGGAAUUAUGUCUUAUAGACAGAAACAUGAGAGGAAGGAAACUUGACACAUUACUCAUGUUUGUUUGCCAAGUGUUCCAAUAAGGCUAUGAUUACUACCCGAUCACCCUCCACCUACAGGUGUAUUGUUUUCUGUCUGUGUUAGUCACCGUUUAGCUUUGUCUAUGUUAGUGAUAAUUACUUUUUAAUUAUUAUUCUUGACUCUAGUCUGUGCUUGUAAAUUGCAGUACAAAUAUAAUAGAAAUAAUCAGGACAUCUUGAUGAGAGCUGAAGAAUGUUUGACAGUUUAGGUCUAGGAUUUAAAGAUGAUAAUAGAGAUAUACCCUGAAGCUGAUUUGAGGUAUUAGCCAACUUACUUUGAUGAACAUAAUAGCAGUGUUAUGGACACGUAUCCCUUCUAGACCUGUCCAGAAGGGGCUGACAGCAGCACGGAGACAAGUCUCACCCUGCCUCCACAUUCCCAAGCAUUCAGAAGAUUUGAAAACCGCUGUAGCAACAACCCUACUCCGCUUCAGAUUAGAGCAGAGGCAGCACAUUAACACAAUACUAAUCUGUACACCCAAAACGUGAGUUGAUAUAGAGUAUUUUUUAAGGUAGCCCCUAGGUGGCAGCAUCAGAUUGUACCUGAGCUUUGCCAUCUAGUUCAAAAAAGUGCAUGUCUGUGGCCACUGCACACUGUAUUACUUAUCACUGUGAAUUAAGUUCCUCCCGGAAUAUUUGAUUUUAGUUCAAGUUAAAUAUAUAUCAUAUAUGAGCUGGCCAUGAAUCAA